UUCUGGGCGUGUAUCAGCUCAGGUUUGAAUGGAGACGGAAAUAUGUGAGUUUCUCUGAAGAAAAAAAGAAAAAACACGGACGCAAAGUAAAGCCCGCAGGGCAGGGAACAUUUCACCUUCACACAUCCAGAGCGAUUAAACUACAAGAAGAGGAUUUAUUCACCUGCAAACUGUCUGUCCUCUCCUCUCCGUCAGCCUCCAAGAUAGAUUCUCUCAGGAGUAAAGUGGAACUGCUGAAGCUUCCCUUGUCUCUGUCGUCCAAAUCCAUCUCAGAGCGCAAGACUCGGCUGGGCGGAGCCACAGAGCGCUCCAGGGGCGGAGCUGGGGCCCACAAACCCCGCCCACCGGCCCCAGACAUGGACAACGAGUCGCAGUACUCGGGCUACUCCUACAAGUCUUCACAUUCACGCAGCUCUCGCAAACACAGGGACCGCAGAGACCGGCAUCGCUCCAAGAGCAGAGACAGCAGCAGCAGAGGAGACAAGUCUGUGACCAUCCAGGCCCCCGGAGAGCCACUGCUGGACGCCGAGAGCACGCGCGGAGAUGAGCGGGAUGAUAACUGGGGCGAGACCACCACGGUGGUGACGGGGACGUCGGAGCACAGCGUGUCUAACGAGGACCUGACGCGGGCAUCUAAGGAGCUGGAGGACUCGUCUCCGCUGGAGUGCCGUCGGUUCGCGGGGCCGGUCCUGAGCGGUGUUCUGGGUGUGUUUGCGCUCCUGACGCCCCUGGCCUUCCUGCUGCUGCCCCAGCUGCUGUGGCGGGACGCUCUGGAGCCCUGCGGGACCCCGUGCGAGGGCCUGUACGUCUCGCUGGCCUUCAAGCUGCUGGUGCUGCUCAUCUCGUCCUGGGCUCUGUUCCUGCGGCCGCCCCGUGCCACGCUGCCGCGCUUUUACGUCUUCCGCUGCCUGCUGAUGGCGCUGGUCUUCCUCUUCGUGGCCUCGUACUGGCUCUUCUACGGCGUGCGGGUGCUGGAGCCCCGCGAGCGAGACUACAGGGGCAUCGUGGGAUACGCCGUGUCUCUGGUGGACGCGCUGCUGUUCAUCCAGUAUCUGGCGCUCGUGCUGCUGGAGGUCAGGCACCUCAGACCCGCCUUCUGCCUCAAAGUGGUGCGCAGCACUGAUGGAGCCAGCCGCUUCUACAACGUGGGCCACCUCAGUAUCCAGCGAGCAGCGGUGUGGGUUCUGGAUCACUACUACACUGAUUUCCCGGUCUACAAUCCUGCUUUACUCAACCUGCCCAAGUCCAUCCUGUCCAAGAAGAUGUCUGGGUUCAAGGUGUACACUCUGGGAGAAGAGAGCAGCACUAAUAACUCGACGGGUCAGUCUCGAGCGAUGAUCGCCGCCGCCGCACGCAGACGGGACAACUCUCAUAACGAAUAUUACUACGAGGAGGCCGAGAUGGACCGCAGGGUCCGGAAACGCAAGGCCAGGCUGGUGGUGGCAGUAGAGGAGGCCUUCACGCACAUCAAGAGGCUCCAGGAGGACGAGGCGGCGGCGUCACCCAAACAUCCGCGUGAGGUGAUGGACCCUCGAGAGGCGGCCCAGGCCAUCUUCGCCCCCAUGGCUCGAGCCAUGCAGAAGUACCUGCGCACCACGCGCCAGCAGCCCUACCACAGCAUGGAGAGCAUCAUCACACACCUGCAGUUCUGCAUCACGCACAACAUGACGCCCAAGGCGUUUCUGGAGCGUUACCUGGCCCCGGGCCCCACCAUGCAGUACCAGCGAGAGAACGGCAGCAGGGGGCGCCAGUGGACUCUGGUGAGCGAGGAGCCCGUGACCUCAGCGCUGCGGCAGGGACUGGUGUUCUCCCUCCGCCGCCUCGACUUCGCUCUGGUGGUCACGGUGACGCCCCUCCCCUUCCUCUCCCUGGGGGAGGAGUUUAUCGACCCCAAGAGCCACAAGUUCGUGAUGCGGCUCCAGUCAGAGACCUCAGUGUGAGAGAACCACAAGAGACUCCGUUACAAGGACACAACCACUCUUUUUUGUCUUUUAGAUAUCACUUUUAUGACUUCUUUACACUACAUGAACUAUUUUGAUCUAGAGACUGUCUGGACUGACUAACUCUUCUGCAUUUCAGCUGUGAAUAUAACACGUGGCACGAUCAAACACACUUUCACACACCAGUGCUGCACGAUACAGAUGAUUUACCAGAAGUUCCAGGUGUCAUGAUAACACUACACACACAUUCACACUUCAAAACCCGUGAAAUAUUCAUUGAGAAGCGAUUGUAGCUGAGGGUUCAAGUGCUUUAAUUUGUCAGAAAAAGCACACGAGAAGCAUGUUUGUAACUCUGUAUGUCGUGAAUGUUUUUAAGACGUCGUAUGUAUCACGUUUGCAGUACUUUAUUCUUCACUUUAAUGAAUCGAGGGGCCUUUUAUAUCAUUCGUUUACAUUGUGUUUUAACACACCAGCAAAACCAAUGACUUAUGUUUUUAUCUGUAGCGUUUGGUUUGUGCGUCUGUCAUACGUGACCAAUCAAAUGUGAUCUUUACAUGAAAUGCAAAAACAUGAAUGUGUGCCAAAUGCGGUAACAGUGCCUCGGCGUACACACACACACACACACAGAUCUCAGUCUGAUCUCUAGCUGGUUUAAGGACAGUGAAUUAACUAGUCCUUCUCAUGUCUCUAACCCUAGCUUUGACUCAUUGUAGUUUGCCCCCUUCACCUUCUGUACAUAACUCAAUCUUCUUUAAUACGCUCGUGUACGUCAGUGAAAGAGGGAUUUGAAAUGAUGUAGGUAGUUAUGAAUUAUCAUUUUUAGGCCUGAUGCAUGUAGGCGAUGCAGGUUUGUACUUUUAUCAGUUUUGUAUGGAUGUUAAGCUAAUCUUUUAACUUUUCCCUUUAAAAAAAAUGGUUUGUUGUAAAGAGAUUUGUAGGUUUCUGGUUAUUGUGCGAAGACAUUUUUUGGCGAUUCAUAAUUUUAGAACUAAACAUGUUGCAGCAUUUUAUUUUACAUUUUUUAAUAAAUGAUCAACUCUA
Molecule: messenger RNA, 2981 nt
Organism: Carassius carassius (crucian carp)
Lineage: Eukaryota; Metazoa; Chordata; Actinopteri; Cypriniformes; Cyprinidae
Product: vang-like protein 2
Exons: 8
Coding region: 357-1940 (527 amino acids)
Biological process (GO): Wnt signaling pathway, planar cell polarity pathway; establishment of planar polarity; multicellular organism development
Cellular component (GO): plasma membrane
Source: RefSeq, a predicted model, not a curated record